Molecule: messenger RNA, 2301 nt
Organism: Aspergillus pseudonomiae
Lineage: Eukaryota; Fungi; Ascomycota; Eurotiomycetes; Eurotiales; Aspergillaceae
Gene: pkcA
Product: protein kinase c
Exons: 6
Coding region: 171-2225 (684 amino acids)
Biological process (GO): intracellular signal transduction; peptidyl-serine phosphorylation
Molecular function (GO): ATP binding; protein serine/threonine kinase activity
Source: RefSeq, a predicted model, not a curated record
GAGAGUAAUCAGAAGAUUCAACUGCUAAAGCAGGCCUUGAAGCGAUAUGAAGAUCUUCACGUUGACAUUGAACCGACAGACUCCCCGGACGGUAUGUUCUUUACACACCGGUGACCGCCGCGUAGGAGCUAACAGCUUGUGUUCUAGAUGAGAGUUUGAACACACCAAACAUGCGCAAGCCACUUACUGGUCUUCUGACGUUGCGUAUCCAGGCGGUUACUGAUGUAGAUCAUGCCGCCAGCUCGAGGUUCUCUCGGGGCCCCGAGACUUUCGUCAUCAUCAAAGUUGAAGACACUAUCAAAGCCCGUACAAAAGCGACGCGGACCGAUAGGUGGCAAGAUGAGACCUUUACUGUUGACAUUGAUAAGGCAAACGAAAUUGAACUUACCGUGUACGACAAGUCGGGUGACAGGCCCACUCCGAUUGGCAUGCUUUGGGUGCGCAUCUCCGAUAUCGCCGAGGAGAUGCGUCGCAAGAAGCUCGAAAGCGAGCUCAAUGCAUCAGGUUGGGUUUCUGCGGAUAAGAUGGAACACGGAGGUUCGUCGGGGCGGCCUGACACCGCUGGACAACCAGGAUCUCCGCAUGCCCCGGGCUCCGCGGGGCAUCUUGGCCCCCCUGCUCAGGGUUAUGCAGGUGCUCCGGGUGGAGCGCCCUCUUCUAACUCAGUGAUGAUCGAGUCUUGGUUCGCAUUAGAGCCCGUGGGGCGGAUCCAUCUGUCGAUGAGCUUUGCCAAACAAUUGAAGGAUCGACGACCGUUCGAUAUUGGUCUUAACCGACAGGGUGCCGUUCGUCAAAAGAAGGAAGAGGUCCACGAAAAGCAGGGACACAAGUUCGUCACUCAACAAUUUUACAAUAUCAUGCGUUGUGCUCUCUGUGGUGAUUUCCUGAAAUAUGCUGCCGGCAUGCAAUGCGCCGACUGCAAGUAUACGUGUCACCGCAAGUGUUACCCGAAGGUCGUUACCAAGUGUAUCAGCAAAGCAAACUACGAGACAGAUCCAGACGAGGAGAAAAUCAAUCACCGUAUUCCUCAUCGGUUCGAGGGCUUCUCCAACCUCUCUGCCAACUGGUGCUGUCACUGCGGGUACUUGCUCCCAUUUGGACGUAAAAGUGCCAAGCGAUGUUCAGAAUGUGGCCUCACUUGCCAUGCCAAUUGUACUCAUCUUGUACCUGACUUCUGUGGCAUGUCUAUGGAAGCUGCGAACCAGAUCUUAGAAACGUUGAUCCGUGCUAAGAAUCACAAUAAAUCCGCUUCUGUUAGUUCUGGUCUCAGUGGCCGCACCCUGCGGCCAGGUGGCCCGCCUCAAACCCCUCAGGAUCCUGCUCUUGCAUAUCCGCAAAAACCCGUGGAGAGCCCAUAUGGGCUACCUCAAAGAGAGCCUUCUGCCGAAGCCGUGAGCGCUGCAACUAACUCGUAUAUACCACCACAGUCUCCAACGGCCGCACAGCGACAGCAAAUGCCGCCAAGAACGUCAUCUGCAGGUCCUGCCGCUGCUGCUGCCGCUGCCGCCACAGGCAUGCGCACGCCCCAACAGAUGCCUAGUCCGGUGCAAACACAGCCACCUUCCCACGCCCAUUAUGAUCCUGCCGCGUAUGUGUCCUACCAGCAAAGCAUGGCGCCCCCGCCGCAACAGCCGAUGCCGCAGAAGGUCGCGUCGCCUUACGGUGUACCUCCACAACAGCAGUCUGUGCCAGUAAUGCAACAGCAGGUUGCUGUAAAAGAAGAUGCUCCACCUCAGCAACCCAAGGUCAGGAUUGGCUUGGAUCACUUCAAUUUCCUGGCUGUCCUUGGUAAAGGUAACUUCGGAAAGGUCAUGCUGGCCGAAACCAAGAGCACCAAGAAGCUUUAUGCUAUUAAGGUGUUGAAGAAGGAGUUCAUCAUUGAGAACGAUGAAGUGGAGAGUACCAAAUCUGAGAAGCGUGUCUUCUUGGUUGCUAACAAAGAACGCCAUCCAUUCCUUCUCAAUCUCCACGCCUGCUUCCAGACAGAGACUCGUGUGUAUUUUGUCAUGGAAUAUAUCAGUGGCGGUGAUCUAAUGUUGCACAUUCAACGCGGCCAGUUUGGUUUGAAACGAGCACAAUUGCAGACUACGGUCUUUGCAAGGAAAAUAUGUGGUAUGGCGCCACCACAAGCACAUUCUGCGGAACUCCCGAAUUUAUGGCACCUGAGAUUAUUUUGGAUAAGAAAUACGGUCGAGCAGUUGAUUGGUGGGCAUUUGGUGUGCUGAUUUAUCAGAUGCUUCUGCAACAAUCUCCCUUCCGUGGUGAAGAUGAGGAUGAAAUCUAUGAUGCCAUUCUUGCCGA